Messenger RNA from Chroicocephalus ridibundus (black-headed gull), 4036 nucleotides. RefSeq names its product TRAF interacting protein (gene TRAIP). Gene Ontology annotation, molecular function: ubiquitin protein ligase activity; zinc ion binding. Bases 1 to 1920 code for a protein of 639 amino acids. Lineage: Eukaryota; Metazoa; Chordata; Aves; Charadriiformes; Laridae. The transcript has 15 exons. Gene Ontology annotation, cellular component: nucleus; site of DNA damage. Gene Ontology annotation, biological process: replication fork processing; protein ubiquitination. The record is from RefSeq and is a predicted model, not a curated record.
AUGGAGCCCGUCCUCCCCGGUCACCCCUCCGGCCCCCUCGGUGUCUUUGCCGGUCAGUCUGUCCCCCCCAUGCUCUCUCAGUCUGUCCCCCGCCGUCGUCCCCCUCCAGGGUUGCCCAGAGAUACGGGGCAGCCCACCUCCCGGCCACAUGCCCCGUGGGUUUGGGGGGAGGAAUAUCAUGCGGGGCCCCCCGGGACAUGCGUGCAUGUGUGGGACCGCAGGGAGGGCCGUCAGGACAGAGGGGGGGCCCCAGCAGGCGGAGCGCCGGGCACCCCCUCUUCAACCCAGGGCCCUGGGGGGGGACACGUUGCAGGGGGUGAGGGAGCACAGGGUCCCCCCGCCUGGGGGAUGCCACAUGGCCCCCCACGAGUCGUGUCUGGAGGAUCCCAAAUGCCCACUCCUUCCUCCCCGGUCCCGGCUUCCCUUCCUCGCAGCUGCAUGCCUGCAGGGCCGGCUCUGCCUGCGGCUGCCGCCGGUGCCCCGCGUGCCCCCCGCACCCCCCACGCUGUAUCUCUGGCAAAUAAAGACCCCGCUGAGGACAAACUGAGACAGCACCAGCGCCGCCUGCCCUGUCUCUCUGUUGGGCCCAGGGUGCCAGCAUCCUGCCUCGCGCGCCGGCGUCUCACCCAGUGGUUUGACACAGCACCAAGCCGCACCUGCCCGCAGUGCAGAAUCCAGGUCGGCAAAAGACACAUCAUCAAUAAGUUGUUUUUUGAUGUUGCCUUGGAGGAGCAGACGGCACCAGAUGCAGAGACUUUGCAGAAUGAACUGGACAAGGUGAAGGCUCAGCUCUCCAUGAAAGAGAAAGAAAAGCGGGAAUGCCAGGCUGUUGUGGAUGGGCUGAGGGACACACUGGAUGUGCGCAAUGCCACAAUAGAAUCGCUCCAGAAGGUGCUGGGAGAGACAGAGAUGCUGUGCUCCUCUCUCAAGAAGCAGAUGAAAUUCCUGGAGCAGCAGCAGGAGGAUAACAGAAGUUCAAAGGAAGAGGCCCGCCGUCUGCGAAACAAGCUGAGAAGCAUGGAGCGGAUUGAGCUGUUGCUUCAGAGCCAGCGCCCCGAAGUGGAGGAGAUGAUCAGAGAGAUGGGAGUUGGGCAGGCAGCAGUGGAACAGCUUGCGAUCUACUGUGUCUCGCUGAAAAAGGAAUAUGAAAACUUGAAGGAGGCUCGGAAGAUCUCUAGUGAGAUGACAGAGAAGCUGAAGAAGGAGCUGUUUUCUGUCAAUAACAAGCUGCAGAAAACGGUUUCAGAGUUGGAGAAGACAAACGAGGAGUUAAAAAGCACCCAGAAGGAUCUGAAGAAUGCGGACAAGGAGAUAUUGAGUUUGAAGAAGAAGAUAGACAUCCUGCAGGAUACUCUGAAGGUCCCAUCUGUAACCAGAGAGACACUCAGUCGACUUGUCUUUGAAAGCCCCACUCCUGUGGAACUGCGGCACCCGAAGCUCCACUGCCCAGUCCACAGUGAUGAGAUCAAUCUGGAUGCCACUUUUGAUGUGGACACCCCUGAGCAUCAGCCCUGCAGAUCGCUCUUCAACCCUACAAAAAGGCAGAAGCUGGAUAAAAAGCCGCCUCCUGUGGUAAAUCUGGCAAAGAAAGUUUUGAAGGAAACAGUGGAGAACUGGGCAGAUGAUCUGGAGGCUGAUGCUCUUAAAGGACUCCUGCCAACAUACAUCAGGAACUCUGUUCUCGCCAAGAAGCCAUCUUCGGGUAGCUUGCUGGGUCCCCACAAGAACACGGGCACUGUGAGGAUGGGGUAUGAUGGCUUGGGCGGCAGAACAAAGUUCAUACAGCCUACAAACCUGUCAGAAAUCCGUCCGUUAGCAGUGAGGAGCAAGAAGAAGAAUGUCUCCAGGCCAGCGUCUGCAGCUCCCUCCGCAUCUUCCUCCAGCAGCAGCCAAGCCAGACUCGACAGUUUCCUGCAGUGACUGCCCCUGCCUUCCCGGGGAGCGGCCGUGCAGGGUGGCCGCAGGGCAGGGCAUGCUCGCCCGGGGCCCGGCACAGAGCAACACGCAACCACUGCUGUGCAGCGUGGGUGAGAUGAGCUGGCCUGGGGAGAAUCCUGGCCUUGCAGCAAGCUGACAGCAGACCAAGCCUCCGGCUAAUGCUUGGACUGGUUUACCCCCCUCAUUUUACCUAUUUUUGUGCAGAAUAAACAGGGUUUCCUUACCUUCCUGCUCAGAGCUCUGCUGUUGGGCGCUCUGACAUCAGGUAGAACUGCACUUCUUGGAUGCAGCUGCAAGCGAGAGGUGUGGAAACGGUACCUGGGAUGUCAGUCUGGAGCAAGAACCGGGAGAAGGGACCUGGACCAGCUCUGUGCCUGGUGUAAAUAGUUCCAAGAAAGUUUCCUGGAGGAAGAAGUGUGCACAGGGCAGAGCAGCCCUGGCCUGCGUGGCUGCAGGGUGGCUGUAUGUUCACCAUCACAUCGAUCACUUUCCCUUUGCUUCAGGCCUGCGUGGGUUGGGGAGACCCACAAGUCUGACCUGGGGGCGGUUCUGCCUUGCCCUGGUCUGGGCCAUGAAUUCCACUGUGGUUUUGCUGACCUGGGGAGGAGGGUGUCGGGGGUGACCCCCUGCCCUGCUUGGAAACGAAGGUCGAUGUGCUGAUGCAACCUCUGUUCUUGGCAUGUGUUGGUGUGAAACUUUGUUUGUAUGAAUUUCUAAUUUUUUAAAUUAGGUUGCAGGGUGCUUUGUUCUUUUGAAACUGGUUUGCUUAGUGAUUUGAGGGUUUGGAACGGCCUGAAGAAGUGCUGGAGAAGGGCUCCCUUCAGGGGUGGCAGGGAGACUGAACCUGUUUGGGGUUCCUCAGCCAAAGAUGUGGGGCAGGAGCUCACUGGUCUCCUCUUGCCCCACGGCUGAAGCAGAGCUGUUCAAGUUGCUCAGAGAAGACUUGGUGAGGUACCUCGCUACGGCACUCCACUGCACGAGUUUGUGAUGGUUCCCAUUUCUAGCCGCGUCAGGCUGAAAGCCUCAGUACCUGCGCUGGCUAAAAACAUGUCUUUAGGGAAUAAAAUACCCUGCCGUGUGCACUUGUUAACACAGUGUCGUUUCCUCCCUGUUGCAGCUCGGGCGCUGAGCACGGGGGUGAUGGGUGCGCCUCACCCUUUGGUGCCAGCUCCCAGGAGAUGGGUCUCUGCUGCAGGGAAGGGCUGUGGGGGGUGAAGCCGUGAUGAAAGUGGUGCCGAUCCCCAGGGCAGCGGGUGAGGCCAGUCGUAGAAUCAUAGACUGGGCUGGGUUGGAAGGGACCUCUGAAGGCCAUCUAGGCCAACCCCCCUGCAGUCAGCAGGGACAUCUUCAACUAGAUCAGGUUGCUCAGAGCCUCAUCAAGCCUGGCCUGGAAUGUCUCCAGGGAUGGGGCCUCCACCACCUCUCUGGGCAGCCUGUUCCACCGCCUCACCACCCUCGUUGUACAGAACUUGUUCCUAAUGUCUAAUCUAAACCCGCCCUGCACUAGUUUAAAACCAUUGCCCCCCGAUGCCUGCAGAAGAUGAGCCGUGUCUUGCCUGUAUCACUUGGGGCUGACUGCUGACCGGGGUGGAAUGGGGUGGAGAGUCCAAAGGAUCAUGAAAAGAGGGUUCAGAGGGAUGGAAAACAAUCUUGGGGGGAAGAGAGGGGGGGCUUGAUCAAGCAGAGUUAAUUUUGGAGCAGAGAAGCCUGGAGAGGCUCUACAGGGACCAUUUUCCUGACCCCUGGCAUGGUGUGCUCUUCAAGGUUAGGUACCUGCAUGUGUAAAAAAAGUGAUGAAUUUACUCUAGAUCUCUCUGGCCUGAAGCACAUUUGGGGAGACCCUUCUAAGAAGGUGGCAGGACACCUUUGGGGACGUGGCUGCGGAGGGACGUGGGCUUCUGCGUUGGGGUGCUGGAGAGAAGAGUCCAUCUCAGCCUGCGGUGGAGGGGUGGAGAAGGGCUUUUGGGGGUCUCCUGCUCUAGGCCUGCUUUGGGGACCUGUCAGAGACGAAGGGGGAGCUAUUUGUGCCUGCUCGAGCCCCCCCUGUCCUCUGCUCGAGCCACCUCAUCGCUUUAAUCUGAUCUCUAUUUGGAAAUAA